AUGCAUCAAGGAGAUGCGCCCCUUGUAACAAAGAUAUCAAAGGUGAAACCUAUCAAGGGUAUUAAGAAGAAGCGUCAGAAAUCGAUUAAUGGUGUCCUGAUUGAUUCAGAUGAUGGCAGUAGGCCCAUCGAUAGUUCACAAAAGGAGUUGGUGGUGUAUAAUCCGGGCACCAGUGAUGCAGGCCAAGCUUCUUCUCUUCCCAGUUCACGAGCACCAAAUCAUCCUAGUAGAGUUCUGUCCUCCGUUGGUGCAUUCGCAGUCCAGUGCGCAGCAUGCUUCAAAUGGAGGCUUGUGCCCACAAAAGAAAAGUACGAAGAAAUUCGUGAACAUCUCCUGCAAGAUCCUUUUGUCUGUGAGAGAGCUCAGGAGUGGCGCAGUGAUGUAUCAUGCGACGAUCCUGCCGAUAUUUCUCAAGAUGGCAGCAGACUAUGGGCAAUUGACAAGCCUAAUAUCGCCCAACCCCCUCCCGGGUGGGAAAGGAUACUUAGAAUAAGGGGCGAAGGAAGCACCAAGUUCGCCGAUGUGUACGUAAUCUUGCGCAUUCUUUUACAGCUGCUGAUCUCAACAUUCUUCAUAUAAAUGAAACGUUUUCAUUUCAGAUAUUAUGCUGCACCAUCAGGGAAGAUGCUGAGAUCCAUGGUCGAGGUACAGAAGUAUGUAAUCACCAUUGCGAGCGGGCUUUUGCCUUUCUACCUUGCCUAGAACAGAACAGCGUUCAAAUCUUCACUGAUUAGAUAUCUGCCAAGGCUACUGGUUGCUGCAUCCGUCUGAUAGACAUGUUGCUUUAUGGUUUUCCGUUGUCUGAAAUGGAAGUGUGUGUAUAUUGAAGGUACCUGCUUGAGCAUCCGGAGUACGUUGACCAAGGAGUGAAAAUGUCCCAGUUUUCUUUCCAGAUUCCAAGGCCUCUACAAGAAAACUAUGUGAGGAAGCGCUCUGUACGCUUCUCAAAUGCAUGUGAAAGUGCCAGAGUGCGAUCAUCGAGGGCAGUGAAACCUGCUGAUGGUAAAUAUACUGUCACAUGAACCUGUAAUUAAUUCUCAUGCUUGCUACGGGGCUCUCUGAUUUUAUUUCUUUUUUGAUGUUUAUAAGAUCUCAUGUUGCCAUUGUUUCUCGCUUAUUAUGCGAGAAUCACUGGUGGAGAAUGAGAAUACAUCCAACAAGAAGCUCCAAAGUGUAUUCUUUGUUGCGACCUUUGGCUGUUUACCCUCGAAUCUUGUGUCUGUGCUGGUUUGUUCCAUGGACUUUUCACUGGCAGUUGACUUUGAUGUGAAUCAAAGUUUAAGUUACUCUUUCUUCACUCCCUUUUUGAAGACUGCACAGUCAACCUCCAAUGCUAGUGCGAGGUCUGAUCAUUUUGCAUCACAAUCACUACUUAUCCUUGCUUAAAAACUGAUCAUUUUUACCUAUUUUAUAUUUUUUUUCUAUUUCAUCCUUCCUUAGGCUCCUUUGACUUGUAUGAAUGAAACAUGAUAGGUGCUCUGUCCUGUUCCUCCUAUUGUCUCUCUUUCAUCUCUUUCCCAUGCUUCUGAUCUGCUGGAUUUGAAUUUCUUUGAGAAGUUGCAGGCUCACCUCUGCUUCCCCUUAGCCUUGUUUGCAAAUCCUCUCUUGGCCAUUGUCCCAGCAGGCAUGGGCUUGCAUCUUGUGCAGUCAUGCGAAUACUACCUCUCCUCUCUCAAGUAAUAUCUGCAUCUCUCUUCUCUUGUUCAAGAGAACCGAGGCCCAGCCCACUGAAGCCAAAUACUUUUUCACUUAUUUUUCUUCUUUUUUAUUUCUUUUAUUUUUUUUGGGACCCAUUUAUAAUAUUUGAUGAACUUGGUUAUUCGUCUCCUUUAUCUUUUCUUUUUGUUUAAGAAGCAAUGUAAAAACAGCUACUUUGGUACACAAUCCAAUCACUGCGCAGUUGGAGGCCAAUCGUCGUGUUGUCCAUGAUAUUGUGGCCAAGGCAGAAGAUUGUGGCUUGAAGCUAAUCACUUACUCUCUGAAAGCAUGAAUGGAAACUUUUCAUCCCUUUUCUGUGCAGUGAAUCCGCUGUCGUGGUUGGGCCCGCCCAAAGCGGACACCGAUUUGCAGAUCGACAGACCGGAUCCUCCCCCCACUUCUGUCUGCGAUCCGGAGGCUCCCCAUCCCUGGCAGACCAACUCGCCGGCGGCGGAGAGUGCUGCAGGCUGCCUUUCCUCGGAGGACAUGGACAACAACAACGCCGGUCCAAGAAGAGGACCCCAAGGUUGA
Spirodela intermedia is the source of this 2229-nucleotide messenger RNA. NCBI's taxonomy places the organism in Eukaryota, Viridiplantae, Streptophyta, Magnoliopsida, Alismatales, Araceae. The record is from the annotation of a GenBank genome assembly.